UCAUUWCACAACAGAAAGCAGGUAGACCAGAUUUACAGGUAGACAAAGUAGAACAAGGAAGGAGAGAACCACCAUCUAGCAGAGAGAAAACUGAGUUUCAACAGAAGAACUGAACCUGACUGAGGUUCAAAAUGUCWGUUCUUGCUGUUUUUGUCCUUCUGGGGACAGUGCUGACAGUGAACAGCGAACGGCACUCCCUGACUUACAUCUACACUGCCUUCUCCAAACCUGUGGGUCUUCCUGGCUUCCCUGAGUUCACCGCCAUGGGUCUGUUGGACAACAGGAUGAUUGACUACUUUGACAGCGGUGAGCAGAAGAAAAUUCCCAAACAGACUUGGAUGAAGGAGAAUCUUGAGCAGGAGUAUUGGGACAAAGGCACACAGUCCAGGAGAAGCAAGCAGCAAUGGUUCAAGGUCAACAUCGACAUUUUGAUGAAACGGCUGAGACAGAAUGACACAGAUACCCAUGUUCUUCAGUGGAUGCAUGGCUGUGAGGGUGAGAGUCAGCCAGAUGGUAGUAUGAGUUUCGUCCGUGGGAUGGACAUGUACAAUUACGAUGGAAGUGAUUUCCUCUCCUUCGACGAUGACCACCAAAUCUGGGUUGCCACUGUUGAUGCAGCAAUAGAAACCAAGAGAAAGUGGGAUAAUGUCCAGGUCCUGAAGGAAUACACCAAAGGUUACCUGGAGAAGGAGUGCAUGGAGUGGAUGAGCAAGUUCAGAGGCUUUGGACAAGCACAGCUUCAAAGUCCAGAGAAACCUGAAGUGUUCCUGUUCUCACAAAAGAGCAAAAUUGAGACCAACGUGAUCUUGACGUGCCUGGCCACAGGCUUCUACCCCAAAGACAUCGAACUGCAGAUCAAGAAGAACGGUCGUGUCCUAACCAGAGAGGAUGGAGUGGAGACGUCUGGCGUUCGUCCCAAUGAGGACGACACCUUCCAGAGGAAAGACCGUGUGGAGAUUUUGAAGUCAGAUGUUUCCAUUUACACCUGUGAAGUCAUCCAUCGUGCCUCCAACAUGCAUGUUGAAAAGAAGUGGAAUCACAAUCUUCCUGAAGAAGGUGGAAAUACAGUCGGGAUCAUUGCUGGAGUUGCUGUUGGAAUCGUGGUGUCAAUCGUGAUCAUUGUAUUGGUUAUUUUAUAUAAAAGGAGGAAAUGUGAUGAUUGCCUCAACGAGAGAACCAUUGAGAACACAGCGAGACCAAGUCCUGACAUUUAUAUGUCUAAUAUGCAGAGCACUGAUCUUGGCAGCCCAGAGGCACUCCUCAAAAAGGGUGAGUCUUUUCAGUUUAUUUUAUUUAAACAGCAACAAAGUUAUUUCAGGUUGAAUUUUAAGACUUUUUGAUAGCACAGGCUUUUA
Austrofundulus limnaeus is the source of this 1355-nucleotide messenger RNA. RefSeq names its product major histocompatibility complex class I-related gene protein. Lineage: Eukaryota; Metazoa; Chordata; Actinopteri; Cyprinodontiformes; Rivulidae. Gene Ontology annotation, cellular component: external side of plasma membrane. The record is from RefSeq and is a predicted model, not a curated record. Gene Ontology annotation, biological process: immune response.